CUAGUGGGAGUGAAGGGGCGAUGAGUUGAGAGAUCGGUGCAAUGAGAGUAUGCGAUCUCUGUGUUAUUAAAUCUGUUACUGUUAACCCCUCAGAACUUAUAUUACUGUAGGUCGGUGACGAAGUCCAGGCCACGACAUGGGCAGCGCGUCUUCCGCCUAUCGGAUGAUUUACCUGGACGUGGAUGGACGGAUUCAGAAGGUGGUGUUUAGUCGUUUCUGUAGUCCAUGUGACACUAAGGAGCUACUCUGUACUGCCAUAGGCCUCUCCAGGAACACAACCAUUUCACUUCUGGACUCAACAGGAGCGAUGGUUUCUAUUGACCCCACAAUGCCAAGCAACACGGAGAGGUCACCAUACAAAGUGGUGCCAAUAACUGGCGGACAACUUGCAGAUAAAGAAGAGCUUUUCCAGAAUGUAUUGACUCAGGUGGCAGAGCAAUUCUCCAGGGCAUUCAAAAUAAAUGAAUUGAAGACUGAGGUGACGAAUCGUCUAGCCAUGCUGGAGAAAAGAGUUGAAUUGGAGGGUAUGAAGGUGGUGGAGAUCGAGAAAUGUCGCAGUGACAUCAAGAAGCUGCGAGAGGAGAUGGCCUCCAGGAACAACAGUAGUUUUCUAGAUGACAACAAGAAAUUAACUCCUCGCAAAGAUGUGCCUUCAUACCCAAAGUAUCACCUCUCCCAGGAGACAGUAGAAGCUUUGAGGCAGCCAAUCUUCGAUGUGUGGCAAUGGGAACCUAAUGAGAUGCUGAGCUGUCUGGAGCAUAUGUACCAUGACCUGGGACUGGUAAAGGACUUUAAUAUAAACCCCAUCACACUGAAAAGAUGGCUGCUCUGCAUCCACGACAAUUACAGAAACAAUCCUUUUCAUAAUUUCCGGCAUUGCUUCUGCGUCACACAGAUGAUGUACAGCAUGAUCUGCCUCUGCAACCUACAGGAAAAGUUCCCACAAGUAGACGUUCUUAUUUUGAUGACAGCUGCCGUGUGUCACGACCUGGAUCAUCCCGGGUACAACAAUACGUAUCAGAUUAACGCGCGCACAGAGCUGGCUGUGAGAUACAAUGACAUCUCUCCUCUGGAGAAUCACCACUGCGCUGUGGCCUUCCAGAUCUUCUCUCAGCCAGACUGCAACAUCUUUGCCAACUUUGAUCCUGAAGCCUUUAGACAGAUUCGUCAGGGAACUAUUACUCUGAUACUGGCAACAGACAUGGCUCGACAUGGAGAGAUACUGGACUCAUUUAAACAGAAAGUGGACAACUUUGACUUCACUAAUGAGGAACAUGUUACUUGUUUAAAGAUGGUUCUGAUUAAAUGCUGUGACAUCUCUAAUGAAGUUCGGCCGAUGGAGGUUGCUGAGCCUUGGGUGGACUGUUUGCUGGAAGAGUAUUUCAUGCAGAGCGAUCGAGAGAAAGCAGAGGGUUUACCUGUCGCUCCUUUCAUGGACAGAGAAAAAGUGACCAAGCCCACUGCUCAGAUCGGCUUCAUCAAGUUUGUCCUCAUUCCCAUGUUUGAGACAGUGAUGAAGUUGUUUCCUCAGAUUGAGGAGGUAAUGGUACAGCCACUAAGAGAAUCCCGGGACAGAUACGAGGAGCUCAAACAGAUAGAUGACGCAAUGAAUGAGGUACAGAAGAAGAAGAGUGAAAACUUAACAAUGGGAGGAAAAAAGAAAUAAGAUAACAUUCUCAUUGCAGACAUUAAAAAUGGACAUUGGGUGACAUUUUGUCAUUUCAGAAAAUCCAAAGCUUCUUUCAGGGAAUUGAGUUUUAACUCUGAUGUGUCCACUCUAUAAAUUAUAUUUUCUAUUUGUGUUGUUUUUAUUGGAUUUGUACAGGUAUAAACAUUAUACAGGAUGUACAGAUUUAUAGUCACUUUUACUCAAAAAGAAAAUAAAAGUCUAUCUUUUAAAAAAAAAAUUAUGAGAUGUCAUUUCAAGAGUAUGCUGUUGCUGCGUCAUCUGCUCGCUGUCUGAGUGAGACUUUGUGAUAACACCAAACAGUUCACUACAGGGUUAAAAAUAAAAUCAUUUAAACUGGCAGUAAAAAUGUCACUGAACAGAAUGAGCUGGGUGAUUAUUAAAAUAAUAAAUGAUAUUUUUUCCAAGUAGAUGUAAAUAGAGUCUGUCAUUCAGCUGGUGGUCUGGGGCACAGAGUCACUUUCUGUUUUACUUUUCUUUCUGGGAUUAGAGCCAUUUGCAGAUGCUCUCUUUUUGCUUUCCUGUUCAAGCCUUUCCUGUUUCUUCUGUAAAUAUGAUGCCA
Paramisgurnus dabryanus is the source of this 2249-nucleotide messenger RNA. RefSeq names its product phosphodiesterase 9aa (gene pde9aa). Gene Ontology annotation, biological process: signal transduction. Gene Ontology annotation, molecular function: 3',5'-cyclic-nucleotide phosphodiesterase activity. The record is from RefSeq and is a predicted model, not a curated record. NCBI's taxonomy places the organism in Eukaryota, Metazoa, Chordata, Actinopteri, Cypriniformes, Cobitidae.